Messenger RNA from Paramecium tetraurelia, 513 nucleotides. RefSeq lists its product as uncharacterized. The record is from RefSeq and is a predicted model, not a curated record. The transcript has 4 exons. Lineage: Eukaryota; Ciliophora; Oligohymenophorea; Peniculida; Parameciidae.
AUGACUGAUCUAGACUAAUCAAUAGAAGCAAGAAUAGAUAAAUUUGAAUCCGAUUUAAAUAGAGUGAGUUUAUAAUAGGAUGCUCUUCUCCCAUUAUUGUAGAUGAUUGAAUACAUCCCAUCAAUUCAAAGAACCGAAGCCAAUGUCAAAUAAGUUUAGAAAAAAGAAGAAGUUAAUGAAUAGAAAUAAGGAAGACUCGAAAGAUGUGCUGAAAGAAAAUUAAGAGAAAUAGAAUCAAUGCCCCAAAAACCCUAAUUAGAAGUUUAAUAGGUAGAUUAGAGAAUCAAGGAUUUGGAAUCUUCGAUUAAUUGUUUAUACAGGUGGUAUGAAGCAAAGUUAAGAGAAGGAUCUUAAUAAAUAGUUCGUAGCAUUGAUGAUAGAUUGGGAACUGAUCCAAAUGCAGAAUUUAAUGACUAAUUGUUAAUUGUAGUCAAUUAAACUAUCAAAAAUGCACUUGAUAAAAUGGGUGAAGAUUUUAGGGGACAACUUUGUGAAAUUAGAUAAAUGCUAUGA